AUGGCCGUGGGGGGCCUUCUGCGGGGCCUCGUUUCGCCGGCGGGGGGAGCCGCCGCCUGGCUGCCUUGCCACGAGCUCUUCGCCUCCUGGCACCACUGGCUCCCCUCGCUCCCGCGCCUCCGCCUGCCCGCAUCCGACGGCUUCAAGCUUCUCUUCGUGCUGCUUCUCUUCUCCGCCGCUCUAGCCGAGGUCCGCUACAUCGCCUCCUCCUCCAUGGCGCCAACGCUCCGCCCAGGCGACCGAGCCGUCGCCGAGAAGGUUACAUACUUGUUCCGGAGGCCAUCUAUUGGGGAUAUAGUGUUUUUCAAAGUGCCUUCUGCCGUACAGAAUUAUGGUGUCAAUAAGGAUGUUGUCUUUAUUAAGAGAGUAUUGGCAACACCUGGAGAUUUCAUUGAGGUUCGACAAGGGCAGCUUAUUGUAAAUGGUAUUGCACUGAAGGAGCAUUACACAGCAACCCAUGCGUUGUACACAAUGGAAGCAAUGCGCCUUCCUGAAGGUCAUGUAUUCGUCAUGGGUGACAACCGAAAUAACAGCUGUGAUUCUCGUGCCUGGGGGCCUCUUCCCAUUGCCAACAUCGUUGGAAGGUACAUGACGUCCUUUACAAGAUCCUCUUUCCAGUAA
Molecule: messenger RNA, 621 nt
Organism: Miscanthus lutarioriparius
Lineage: Eukaryota; Viridiplantae; Streptophyta; Magnoliopsida; Poales; Poaceae
Source: the annotation of a GenBank genome assembly